AUGAGGCGCGCCGUGUCGCUUUUCCACCCAACAGGAGUCCUCCGCGGCAGACACGCGUUAGCGCUGCGCCCCACGCGUGCGCUUUACAUUCCCCCACAGCUGGCGCGCCUCCUCGUUGCAGGGGGCCUGUUGCUUUUUCAGGCCUUUAUCACGGCCCACGAACGUGAGGCGCAGAAAUUACGGGAAGAAACACAAGGAACAGGCACCACCACUGGCGGCGGCUCUGCUACUUUGAUGUCAUCGUCAGAGGCGCUGCAGAUUCUCGGUCUUGACAGACGUCUCUCUCUUCCGCUGGGGGACGAAGCGGACCGUCAGGAGGCGACGCGGCGUUUCAGGCGUCUUUUCGCCAUUGCAAAGGAGACUAAUAACGUGUACCUCGAGGGAAAGUUUAGCGCGGCGUACAGACUGUGCGUCGACCCAGAGUGGGAUGCGGCAGAUGCUUCAUCUGACGGAGGCAGCAACAACGCAGCCAGCAAUAACGGUGUGAAGGGCUGA
This is a messenger RNA of Trypanosoma grayi, 495 nucleotides long. RefSeq lists its product as hypothetical. The transcript has a single exon. The record is from RefSeq and is a predicted model, not a curated record. The coding region runs from base 1 to 495 and encodes 164 amino acids. Lineage: Eukaryota; Euglenozoa; Kinetoplastea; Trypanosomatida; Trypanosomatidae.